CCGGUACCAAGCAAAUUUCGCAAUGGCAGCUACGCGACGUCUGCAGCAGACUUUAUCCCAUAUUCAGCCGCCAAAGGUGCCUGAACAACUCUCAAUUGUCUAUGGCCCUACACAACCCCCCCUACUAGAUAUCACUCUUGGAGAGUUACUCGCAUUACAGAAUCUUCAGUAUGGCGAACAUGAGUGCCUUGUGUUUCCAUGGACUGGAACUCGAUGGACAUAUUCCGACCUGAAUGAUGAGGCAGAUAGUCUGGCUCGGGGUCUAUUGGCUAUGGGUAUUCACAAGGGAGAUCGUGUGGGAAUUAUGGCCGGCAAUUGCGAACAAUAUAUUUCCGUUUUCUUUGCUGCUGCGCGUGUUGGGGCUGUUUUAGUGGUGCUCAAUAAUACUUACACGCCCUCGGAGCUCUACUAUGCUCUGGAACAUACAGAUUGCCGAUUGUUAUUUAUGACGCCUCGCAUUGGCCGUCACUCACUAGAGGAGGUUCUCUCAAAACUGGGCCCUUAUCCCAAGCGGAAAGGAUCAUCAGCUGCCCUGGAAGAGAUCGUCAUUUUGCGGGGUGAACACUCGGACUUCCCAACAUACAACAGCGUUCAUCAAAGAGGAUUAUCGGUUUCGAGAAAUGCGUUGCUGGAUCGCCAGGCACAAUUGAGACCCGACGAUGUCUGUAAUCUACAGUUUACCAGCGGCUCAACCGGAAACCCCAAAGCGGCGAUGCUGACCCAUCAUAACCUUGUUAACAACUCACGCUUCAUUGGAGACCGAAUGGACUUUACAUCCUUUGAUGUCCUCUGCUGUCCCCCACCUCUGUUCCAUUGUUUCGGUCUCGUUCUUGGUAUGCUAGCGGUUGUCACACAUGGAGCAAAGAUCGUCUUCCCUAGCGAGACGUUCGAUCCAAAUGCAGUUCUCCACGCAAUCUCCGAUGAGAAAUGCACCGCCCUCCAUGGCGUGCCGACUAUGUUUGAAGCCAUCCUGAGCCUCCCCAAGCCACCGAACUUCGACACACGCAACCUGCGCACCGGAAUCAUCGCUGGAGCGCCUGUUCCACGCCCAUUGAUGAAGAGAUUAUUCAAAGAAUUGAACAUGACACAAUACACUAGCAGCUACGGCCUAACAGAAGCAUCACCAACAUGUUUCAACGCAGUUACAACAGACACCAUCGAAACACGCCUAAGAACAGUAGGCAAAGUGAUGCCUCAUGCGAAGGCAAAGAUCAUCGACGGAGAAGGCCACAUCGUCCCGGUUGGCCAACGAGGCGAACUAUGCAUGGCGGGCUACCAACUGACAAAAGGAUACUGGAAUAAUCCAGAAAAGACCGCCGAAACGCUCAUCACCGAUGCGGACGGCACCACGUGGUUGAAAACAGGGGAUGAGGCCAUCUUCGACCCACAAGGCCGCUGCACCAUCACUGGCCGAUUCAAAGAUAUCAUCAUACGCGGUGGAGAAAAUAUUUAUCCGCUAGAAAUCGAGGAGCGCCUGGCCAGCCACCCGGCUAUUGAAGUUGCAUCGGUGAUCGGCAUUCCUGACCACAAGUACGGUGAGGUGGUUGGGGCAUUCAUCGCCCUCGCUCCCGGUUACGAGGACAAGCGACCUUCGGACGAAGAGUUACGGGCUUGGACACGCGAGAAAUUGGGUCGUCAUAAGGCUCCACAGCAUGUGUUCAUAUUCGGCGAGGAGGGUGUGGACCGGACAAUUCCUGUUACGGGCAGUGGGAAGGUCCGGAAGGUGGAUUUGCGGAAGGCUGCGGCAAAUGUGCUGGAACUGCGUGCGAAAGCAAACUAAGGAGGCUUCUUCUGCCAUUAGCACGAUAUAGAACUGUACAUAGCUAGAUGAAUACCCUAGUAGUAAUU
This is a messenger RNA of Aspergillus alliaceus, 1848 nucleotides long. It is a transcript of the gene sidI, whose product is annotated as putative long-chain-fatty-acid-CoA ligase. Gene Ontology annotation, biological process: fatty acid metabolic process. Gene Ontology annotation, molecular function: medium-chain fatty acid-CoA ligase activity. The record is from RefSeq and is a predicted model, not a curated record. Lineage: Eukaryota; Fungi; Ascomycota; Eurotiomycetes; Eurotiales; Aspergillaceae. The coding region runs from base 23 to 1780 and encodes 585 amino acids. The transcript is spliced from 5 exons.